Messenger RNA from Coffea eugenioides, 2782 nucleotides. Its product is annotated as probable cyclic nucleotide-gated ion channel 14. The record is from RefSeq and is a predicted model, not a curated record. Gene Ontology annotation, cellular component: membrane. The coding region runs from base 205 to 2406 and encodes 733 amino acids. The transcript is spliced from 7 exons. Lineage: Eukaryota; Viridiplantae; Streptophyta; Magnoliopsida; Gentianales; Rubiaceae. Gene Ontology annotation, molecular function: monoatomic ion channel activity. Gene Ontology annotation, biological process: monoatomic ion transport; transmembrane transport.
UGAGUUCCCAUUUAAUGACAUUUGGUGUCUGCACAUGAUUCAGCAUUUGACAAGUUCAGAACAUGUUGGUGAGAAAAGCUUCAAAAAGAGUGAUACUUUCGAUGAUUAGGAAGCUGAAAAUUACUCAUUGUAGUAUCCUGGAUCAAGCUGAAAACUACCCUUGAUUCAAGAUUCAGUAGUGAAAAUAAGCAGAUUAUGUGAGCAAUGAAGUUCAAGAAAGAGAAACAAGUGAGGUUUAACAAUGACGGGAAACAAGAUUUUGAACUUUUUUGGGAGAAGAAAAUUGCUCAACAGCCCCUUGAUAAACAACUGCCAACAUACAAGGGUGCUUCUUCAGUACCUUUCAUGAAAGGUGAAGGAGGAUUUGGUGACAGGAGUAGAGUAAAUGUAUUUCCCAGAUUUGGAAGGUCUAAAGUUUUUCCAGAAGGAAAUUAUGAGCCAGGAAAGAAAUGGGUUCUGGAUCCUGGAAGUGAACUUUCCCUGCAGUGGAACAGAAUUUUUCUUUUUUCUUGCUUGGUAGCACUUUUUGUUGAUCCAUUGUUUUUUUACCUUCCUGCUGUGGUGAAUGAUGAGGAAUCCUCAUCCUCGUGUAUGACAACAGACAUGAAUCUUGGGAUCACUAUCACCUGUUUUAGGACUCUGGCUGAUUUAUUUUAUGUCUUGCAUGUAUUUAUAAAAUUUAGAACUGCUUAUGUCUCCCCAAGCUCAAGGGUAUUUGGCAAAGGUGAACUAGUGAUGGAUCUGAGUUUGAUUUCUCAGAGGUACUUGAAGUCAGAUUUCUUCAUAGAUGUAAUUGCAGCACUGCCUCUUCCUCAGAUAGUCAUAUGGUUCAUCAUACCAGCCAUUAGAAGCUCCCAUGCUGAUCAUACCAACAAUGCUCUUGUACUGAUAGUUCUUCUCCAGUAUAUUCCCAGAUUAUAUCUGAUAUUCCCAUUGAGUUCUCAGAUUAUUAAAGCAACUGGAGUUGUCACAAAAACGGCAUGGGCUGGGGCUGCAUAUAAUCUGCUUCUCUAUAUGUUAGCAAGCCAUGUCUUGGGGGCUUCCUGGUACUUAUUAUCUAUUGAACGGGAUGCUACUUGUUGGAAAUCUGCCUGCAGGCAGGAGUUCAAGUCCACUAAUUGUUCACUUCGUUUUUUGGAUUGUCGAACUCUAGAUCAUGAUGAGAGGAGGACAUGGGCAAACUCCACUGCUGUUUUUAGUAACUGCAAUCCUGACAAUACCACAUUUUUCAACUUUGGGAUAUUUGGAAAUGCUGUUACUAACAAUGUCCUCUCUGCAAACUUCAUUGAAAAAUACUUCUACUGUUUGUGGUGGGGUUUACAAAAUCUAAGUUCUUAUGGCCAGACGUUAUCCACAAGCACAUUUAUUGGGGAGACUGCAUUUGCCAUACUUAUUGCUAUAUUGGGCCUUGUUCUGUUUGCACACUUGAUCGGAAACAUGCAGACCUACCUGCAAUCUCUCACUGUGAGGCUUGAGGAGUGGAGGCUGAAGAGACGGGAUACCGAGGAGUGGAUGAGGCAUCGCCAGCUCCCUCCAGAUCUACAGGAGCGUGUUAGGCGAUUUGUGCAGUACAAGUGGCUAACAACAAGGGGAGUUGAUGAAGAAUCUAUAUUGCAUGCUUUACCUACAGAUUUACGUCGAGACAUCCAAUGCCACCUUUGCUUAGACCUUGUUCGACGAGUCCCUUUCUUUUCAGAGAUGGAUGAUUUGCUUCUUGAUGCCAUUUGCGAGCGCCUAGUAUCGUCCCUAAGUACCCAAGGUACCUACAUUGUACGUGAGGGUGAUCCCGUUACAGAGAUGCUCUUUAUCAUCAGAGGCACAUUGGAGAGCUCAACGACAAAUGGAGGCCGUACAGGUUUCUUUAACUCAAUUACUCUGAGGCCGGGAGACUUCUGUGGUGAAGAACUGCUAGCUUGGGCUUUGCUUCCAAAAUCUGCACUCAAUUUGCCUUCUUCAACAAGAACAGUGAAAUCCCUCAGUGAAGUAGAAGCCUUUGCAUUACGAGCUGAAGAUCUCAAGUUUGUAGCUAAUCAGUUCAGACGGCUUCACAGUAAGAAGCUACAACAUACAUUUCGGUAUUACUCUCACCAUUGGAGGACAUGGGCUGCCUGUUUCAUUCAGGCUGCUUGGCGCAGGCAUAAGAAGCGAAUGUUGGCAAAAUGUCUAAGUAUGACUGAGUCAUUUUCUUUGGCUUCAGAUGAGCAAUUUGUUGAUAGUAAUGAAAAAACUGAGGAAGCCACUGCAGCUAAAUCAUCAAAUUCCCACAUUAAUCUAGGAGUCACAAUACUUGCCUCAAGGUUUGCAGCAAAUACAAGGAGAGGAGCCCAAAAGUUGAAGGAUGUUGAAUUGCCAAAACUGCAGAAGCCUGAAGAGCCAGAUUUUUCCGCUGAAGCAGACGAUGAAUAGUUCAAUCUAGCUAGAUGAAGAGACUGGAACCAAAGGUGAGUAUUCUGCAAGGAACAUGAAGCAGACUGAUUGGGGUUUUGUACAGGCAUAACAUAUCAUGACAGUUGAUUGCUUAAAGUGAAGGACCAAUGGCAAAAUAAAUGAAACAGGAGUGAUCUGAUCAGCCUAUACAAAUCAAGGUUAAUGGAAGUAUAAUCCUACAAAAGUUUUAGCAGAAUAUAUAGAACUGCCACAACUUGUGGCCCAAUUCACUUUAUAUAGAUUUUGGCUAUGAAUUGAAUUACUGCAAUGAUAAGCAUAUGCAUGUUUGAUGAUAGAAUCUAUGAUAACAAACACAAUUGUGAAAAAUAAUGACAAGGCUCUAGCUAUACUCAGA